AAUAAAAUAUUUAUAUAAAAAAAAAGAGAGAGAAAUAUGGGUGUUAUAUAGGGAUUGUGCAAUUGAGUUUGAACAGAAGAGGGGUUAGGGUUUGCUUGUAAACAAUCAGAGCUACAGAUACAAAGAUGGGUAGCGAAGAGGAAUCGAUCGAGCAAGCCGUUGCUUCACGUCGAGAAAGACUCCUAGCUCUAAGAGCCGCUCAAGAAUUAUCCAAUGCCACCGAACCCGAAUCUAACAGCAACGACGAUCAACACGAACAACCACAACCACCACCAACUGUUACUGAUAACCAAGAAGAAGAUGAUGAAGAAGAGGAAAAACCAAGCAUGAAGUUCCGUAACUAUGUUCCUCACGAUAAACAUCUUCAAGAAGGAAAGCUUGCACCUGCAGUGCUUCCUAAAUUCGAAGAUCCUGUUUCUGUUCCUGAGCCUGAACCUGAAACUCAACCUAAGGAGGAUCCGUUUCUUAAUAUUGCUCCUAAGAAACCGAAUUGGGAUUUGCGUAGAGAUGUGCAGAAGAAGCUUGAUAAGCUCGAGAAACGAACUCAGAAGGCUCUCUAUCAACUCAUGGUGGAACAAGAGAAGCAAAAUCAGUUGGCCGAAGGAGAUGAUACAAAUGGCGUCAAAGAUUAGGAUGUAAUUUCUUGCACUGAAGUUCUAUUGAAGCAAUAUUCUCAAAAUUCGUAUCCCAUUAAGUUUGCUUAACGCAUAUUACUCUGGAAUGAAAUAUAAGUAAAAAGGGUAACCGAAAAAUUAAUGUAUUUGAUCUUAAUUUUUAACUAGAUACAUCAACUUUUCAAUUAGUAUUUUUGUUUAUAUUUUAUUCCGGAGGGACUAUACAAUUGGGGAUCAGAUACUCAUGUUCUUGCAACUUUUCAGCAUAUCUGAAUGUUCUCAUAUAGAGAUCAAAUUCUCGCAAUCCAAAAGCAAAACGGGUGUUUAAAUUGUCAUAUAUAACAUUGUCCAAGUUUCAAAUAUCGGAUAUGUAAAGAUUUUGGAGUUAUGAAGAAAUUGUUUGUUUUGAAGUUAUGUCAAAGUGAGACGAAGAAAUGUAUGCUUAAAGCUUAAUUAAGAGGUUAAUAUCUUUCUGAAA
Cicer arietinum (chickpea) is the source of this 1092-nucleotide messenger RNA. RefSeq lists its product as uncharacterized. Gene Ontology annotation, cellular component: U2-type spliceosomal complex; post-mRNA release spliceosomal complex. Lineage: Eukaryota; Viridiplantae; Streptophyta; Magnoliopsida; Fabales; Fabaceae. The record is from RefSeq and is a predicted model, not a curated record.